Molecule: messenger RNA, 768 nt
Organism: Aureobasidium pullulans EXF-150
Lineage: Eukaryota; Fungi; Ascomycota; Dothideomycetes; Dothideales; Saccotheciaceae
Product: glutaredoxin
Exons: 3
Coding region: 1-768 (255 amino acids)
Biological process (GO): cellular response to oxidative stress
Cellular component (GO): cis-Golgi network; fungal-type vacuole; cytoplasm
Molecular function (GO): glutathione disulfide oxidoreductase activity
Source: RefSeq, a predicted model, not a curated record
AUGCCUUCACAACGCCGAGUCAAGGUCUUUGCCCUGUUGGCAGCUCUGGCCGUCCUCAGUUUCAUCUACCUGUCUUCAGCGGGCUCAUCUACGCGAUCGAGCGCUUUCUACACAAGCACAUCAUCCGCACUCAACGCGAAGCACCAGGAAGCUCUUGACCUGGAGAAUCACCAAAAGAUCCAAGAAGUCCACGAAGCCGCCGAGAAGCAGAAGGAAGCCGCCAACAUCCGCGACCCCGAUCUUGCUGCCGUACCCGGUCAGAAGAAGAGCGUUGCCGGAAGAAAGAUAAUCAAGGGAGAGAAGGGAUUGAAGGACGACGGUGUGGCCAAGGUUGGAAACACGGGAGCAAAGCCUACACAAGCCGCAGAUGCCGAUGAUGAGUCCGAAGAGGAACACAAGGUCGAGACUGAAUUGAAUGCCAUCCUGAAGAAGAGCCCGAUCAUCAUCUUCUCCAAGAGUUACUGCCCGUACUCGAAGAAGGCAAAGGCUAUUCUGCUUGAGCAAUACAACAUUGUCCCUGCUCCCUACGUGGAGGAGCUCGACCUGCACCCUCUGGGCCCUCAACUGCAAGCCGCACUCUUGAAGACGACCGGCAGACGCACAGUCCCUAAUGUUUUGAUCAACGGCAAGAGCAUUGGAGGAGGCGACGAUAUCGCAAGCCUCCACGAGGAUGACAAGUUGGUUGCACAAAUCAAGGAGUUGGGAGGCAAGCGCAUCAUGGAGGUGACAAAGGCACCCCCAAAGGCCGCCGUCAACUUCAGAAGCUAA